CCUCGUUGACAGGCCCCGCCCCUUGAAGCACACGCUGGAUCCCAGGAGCUCCCCGACAUGGACCUGCAGCUGCUGGAUCACCGGGUGCGGGUAACCAGCAUCAACAAGGCCGGUCUGUGGUUCUAUACUCACCCACUGGUCAAGCUACUGUUCCUGCGGCAUCGCACCAGAUGUAAAUUCUUUAGUUUGACAGAAACACCUGAAGACUACACAUUGAUGCUGGAUGAAGAAGGAUUUAAAGAGUUACCUACAUCUGAAUAUCUGAAUGUUGCAGAGAACAAGUGGCGAGUCCUGAACGUUCUAUCUAAUGGAUGCUCUAAUGUGACCCAGACAGUGGGUGUCACAAAAAUUGCUAAGUCAGUCAUCGCUCCCCUGGCAGAGAACAAUGUGUCUGUGCUGAUGCUGUCUACCUACCAAACAGAUUACAUUCUGGUAUCUGUCCUUCUUCUGUUUAUUUCAUACAGCGGAGUUCUUCAGAUUGCGCUCCAGGAUUUAAAGAUUUUGUAUGCUCUACUAUGUCUGAAAUGUUGGCGACUAUGCCUUCUCCAAGUAAGCAUAAAAGUGUUUAAUCUGACGGUCCACCCUGUGCAGAGCCCCCAAAACCGGUUCUGCAUCCUGACUUUGGAUCCUGACACCCUGCCGUCUAUAUCCACUAUACUCCUUGAAGCUGUUUUCUAUUCUCAUGCUUCACCCAAAGAGACUCCCACAGGUUCAGCAGAUCUGGAAUACUUCCACUUUUUUGCGUUCUCCUUAAUAGAUGGUUAUAUCUCCAUAGUUAUGGACACAGAGACUCAGAAGAAGUUUCCACCUGACCUACUAUUAACCAGUUCUGCUGGGGAACUUUGGCGGAUGGUUAGAAUCGGUGGGCAGCCCCUGGGUUUUGAUGAAUGUGGAAUUGUGGCACAAAUUGCAGGACCGCUAGCUGAUGCUGACAUAUCCGCCUAUUAUAUCAGUACAUUCAACUUUGAUCAUGCCUUGGUGCAAGAAGAAGACAUUGACCAAGUGAUCGGUUUAUUACACCAGCGGCAGGAUAGCCAAAGCUAGGCUGAUAUUUUCAGUCACUCCAUUAACUGUACCCAUCAGAUACAGUAGCUGGUACAACUGGCAAUCCAAAGGAAGGAUUAGCAGAGCACAGUCUAUGCACUGCUAUGGUACACACUCCCCACUUGGUAUUUGAAGAAGUGCUAAUAUUUUGUGAUAUUUUGAAAGCAUUACCAGCCUUACCGUAGUCACAUUUAUUUUUCUUGUUAUGGUAAAUUAGUCAACUAAGGGCUUAAUAAAGUAAUGAUUCUGAGCAAUAAGACUUCUAUUGCUGAGACUCACUAAAUCCUCAGUGCCACAUCAAUAGGGGGCUGGAUGUUCCAGCUCCAGAUGAAUUAUUUCCUUUACUGGAACUGCAAUAUAAUGCAAAGCUGCCUAUAUUGGCUUCCUUAAGUAGAACAAUAUACAAGUGCAGAGACCAAUACCAUGCCAGCAAUUAUUUUCUAGUUUUUUUUUUUAAUGUGAGUGUGAAAUAUACACACGUUUAUUAAUGUACUUUCUUAUUUGCACUUCUAUUAUGUUAUAUGUAGAACAUAAAACUUAGAGGAAGCUUUCAUUACUUUUGUUGCUAAAAUAAUCAGCUUUUCAUUGCUCGCCAUUGGCAGUGAAGUAGUUAAAUCACUUCCAUGAUUUCUUAAAAAUAUCUUGAAGCAGGACCUUUUGGCAGAAGGUGUUUUGCGUUUGAUAAAUAACUUGCAUUUUAUUGCAUUAUAGGAUAUUGUUCUGAAAAUGUGCUUCUUUAACUGGUAUUCCAAGAAACAUCUCAACAGCCUGUGCAACUUCUUCACUUGUGAAUAUGCAACUUUCUAUCUGUGAACAGGGUACUUACCUCAACACAUCUGUACUAAACCAAUUAAGGAAUUAGAGUGCUUUUUAUUUUUUUUUCCAUUGCAGUUUUAUAUUUCCAAGUGGUGUUAAUGUUGAUUAAAAAGUGCCAAUUCUGUCCUGUUCACUACUGAAGGUUCCUUAUCAGUGUUUCUGAGCUCUGGGAUUCACAGGCCACAUUUUACUGAUACCACUUCUUUAGUUUUGGAAACAGAUCAGUGACUGGUGUGAGUUCCCUUAUGAAGCCACAGUAAGAGUAUUUUGGAUACCUAUCCUUUUGAUGUCAAAUAGGUCACUUUAGAAAUUGUUUUCAUGUAGAGGAUACAAAAUGUAGUACUAUUUUGGUUUAACAAAGUGCUCUGUGGGAGUUCUAUUUCAAUUCAGAAAGUGUAAACACAACAUUUGGCUGAUAUUGGUGCUGGAUGCUUGUAAUACUUCCCAUAUGGAGCUAUGAAGAACCCAUAGCAGGACAAGCAAUAUUUGACUUUUUGAACGUAUGACAAUGGAAUGCGAGUCAGUGCUUUCUGUUCAGCUUUUCAUUAUACAGAGUGCUCUUAAUUAAACAACUUUAAAGAUGUGUUUUUUUUUUUUAAACUUACAUAAAAUAUAGAAAUAUAUUCUAAAAAAUAUAUUUUUACAUUAUUAUUUGUCUUUUCAUUGCCUUAAUAAAAUACUUUAUUGCAAA
This is a messenger RNA of Bombina bombina (fire-bellied toad), 2551 nucleotides long. It is a transcript of the gene CASTOR1, whose product is annotated as cytosolic arginine sensor for mTORC1 subunit 1. NCBI's taxonomy places the organism in Eukaryota, Metazoa, Chordata, Amphibia, Anura, Bombinatoridae. Gene Ontology annotation, biological process: cellular response to L-arginine; negative regulation of TORC1 signaling. The record is from RefSeq and is a predicted model, not a curated record. Gene Ontology annotation, molecular function: arginine binding. The transcript has 9 exons. Gene Ontology annotation, cellular component: cytosol. The coding region runs from base 58 to 1044 and encodes 328 amino acids.